GAGAGGUUGAGAAAAUUAGUACGAUGGCGAGAGCAGCUUGUACCACUGUCGUCACGGCUCUGGCUUUGUUACCGUCAAAGUCUCUUCUCUGUAGAAACCAGUUGUUAUUCUCCGGUAACUCCAAGUUCGUCGGAGUUUUGACUCUCCAGAAACGAUGCUUUGCCUCCAAAGUCAGCAUGAGUUUGAAAGCUGGAAUCGUUGGCCUUCCUAACGUUGGCAAGUCUACUCUUUUUAACGCCGUCGUUGAGAAUGGAAAGGCGCAAGCUGCUAAUUUUCCAUUUUGUACGAUUGAGCCUAAUGUUGGUAUUGUUGCUGUUCCUGAUUCGCGUCUUCAAGUGCUUUCCAAACUUAGUGGUUCUCAGAAAACGGUUCCUGCAUCCAUUGAGUUUGUGGAUAUUGCUGGUCUUGUUAAGGGUGCUAGUCAAGGCGAAGGUUUAGGCAAUAAAUUCUUAUCUCACAUCAGAGAAGUUGAUUCCAUCCUCCAGGUGGUGCGAUGUUUCGAGGACAAUGACAUUAUUCAUGUGAAUGGCAAAGUUGAUCCAAAGUCUGACAUUGAUGUCAUCAAUCUCGAGCUUAUUUUCUGCGAUUUGGAUCAGAUUGGUAAAAGGAUCGAGAGACUUAAGAAAGGGAAGGCUAAGGAUUCACAAUCCAAAAAUAAGGAGGAAGCUGAAAAGUCUGCUUUGGAAAGAAUUCAGGAAGCUCUUCUAGAUGGAAAACCUGCACGGUCAGUUGCAUUGUCCGAUCUCGAGAUGGAAGUUGUAAAGCAUCUCUGCUUGCUUACAAUGAAGCCUAUGAUCUAUGUGGCAAAUGUUGCUGAAACUGAUCUUGCUGAGCCAGAGAAGAAUGCUUACGUUGAAGAAGUGAAGGGUCUUUCUUCUGAUUUGCAGUCUGGAUAUGUGGUUGUUUCAGCACAGGUUGAGUCUGAGCUAACCGAACUUCCCCUUGAAGAACGCACAGAAUAUUUAAACUCUCUAGGUGUCAGUGAAAGUGGCCUCGGGAACCUUAUCAGGGCAACAUACAGCCUGCUAGGUUUGCAGACAUAUUUCACUUCUGGUGAAAAGGAAACAAGAGCAUGGACAAUACACGCAGGCAUGACUGCACCACAAGCUGCUGGCGUCAUUCAUUCUGACUUUGAGAAAGGUUUUAUUAGAGCUGAGACUGUUGCGUAUGAAGAUUUUGUCACUGCUGGAUCUCUAGCAGCAGCAAGGGAGAAAGGACUUCUGAGAUCAGAGGGUAAAGAGUACAUCGUUAAAGAAGGAGAUGUGAUGCUUUUCCGCUUCAACGUAUAGCAUAACCCCGAGAUCUCAAUCACUUCUUCACAGAACACCAAAGGUUGUGUUUCUGCACGGUUAUUAGUACUUUCAUUUCUCUUGGUUUUGCAAUAUAUAGUGGUACCUUUC
Arabidopsis arenosa is the source of this 1400-nucleotide messenger RNA. NCBI's taxonomy places the organism in Eukaryota, Viridiplantae, Streptophyta, Magnoliopsida, Brassicales, Brassicaceae. The record is from the annotation of a GenBank genome assembly.